Molecule: messenger RNA, 1569 nt
Organism: Fonsecaea erecta
Lineage: Eukaryota; Fungi; Ascomycota; Eurotiomycetes; Chaetothyriales; Herpotrichiellaceae
Exons: 2
Coding region: 1-1569 (522 amino acids)
Biological process (GO): carbohydrate transport; transmembrane transport
Cellular component (GO): membrane
Molecular function (GO): carbohydrate:proton symporter activity
Source: RefSeq, a predicted model, not a curated record
AUGGCGCAGGGGGAUCCUCAGCUCUUUGUCCCUCCCAAGGGCCACUUUGUCCUCGCAGGCAGAGUCUUCCCUCGAGUCAAAUGGUGGAAGUCGUCGACGAUGAGAUGGCUCUACUUCUACAUCUUUGCAUUGAUUUGUACCAACACCGCCAAUGGCUACGAUAACUCGAUGAUGAACGGCCUGCAGUCGCUUCCGAUAUGGCAGGAUUAUUUCCACCACCCCAGAGGCUCCAUCUUGGGCCUGUUCAACUGUGUCAUGAGUGCAGGUGCACUAGCUGGUCUUUUGUUCAUUCCAUACAUGCUCGAUGGCAUCGGCAGACGGACAACCCUGACCAUUGGUGCGUCGAUCAUGCUUGUCGGGGUUGCCCUUCAGACGGCUGCACAGAGCUUCGGCAUGUUUGUCGGUGCACGAUUCAUCCUUGGCUUUGGCGACAUUAUCGUCAACUGCGCCGCACCUCUUUUGAUUGCUGAGAUUGCUCCCGCACAAGAUCGUGCCCUGCUGGUCACCAUCCAGGCGGCCAACUACCAAUCUGGAGCCUUCAUCGCUGCCUGGGUCACCUAUGGUACCCUCAAGAUCAAGAGCAAUUGGGCCUGGCGAGCUCCCAGCUUGAUCCAAGGUGUCUUUACCGUGUGGAUGUUGGCAGUCGUUUGGUUCAUGCCAGAAUCCCCUCGUUACUACAUCAACAAGGAUAAAUCCGAGAAGGCUAUGCAGGUGCUGGCCAAAUACCAUGCAGACGGCAACGAGCACGAUGAAGUGGUUCAGAUCGAGUACACCGAGAUUGCCACAGCCCUCGCACUGGAAAAGCAACAGAAGAAGUCUUCCUCUUUCUUGGACUUCUUCAAGACCAAGGGGAACCGUCAGAGAUUUAUCAUCCUCGUUUCCGUGGGUCUCUUUUCGCAGUGGUCUGGCAAUGGCUUGAUCAGCUACUACCUCAAUCUGAUCCUCGACAACAUUGGCAUCACGGAUCCCAACCAACAACUCCUCAUCAACGGCGGAAUCACCACCUUCAGCUUGGUCACCAACGUGGGUUUCUCGUUCUUCGUUGACAAGUGGGGUCGUCGACCAAUCUACCUGAUCUCGACCGUGGGCAGCCUUCUCUCUUGGGUCAUCUGGACCAUCCUAGCCGAGCGAUACACCGCCACUAAAGUACUCGCGUACGGCAAGGGAAAUCUGGCGUUUAUCUUUAUCUAUACUCUCUUCUACAAUUUCAAGUCCGGACUGAUUGCCUCCUACACCACCGAGAUCCUCCCCUACAAUCUACGUGCCAAGGGCUUCACCAUCAUGGAAUACGCGCUCUACGGUGCGCUCUUCUUUAACCAAUACGUCAACCCGAUCGCCUUGAACGCGAUUGAGUGGAAAUACUACAUUGUUUACUGCGUGUUCUUGGCUUUCGAGGUUGUUGUCAUCUACUGGUUCUACCCCGAGACUAAGUACCUGCCGCUCGAGGAGAUCACCAAGAUCUUUGACGGUGAGGAUGUGGUUGCAAAGACAAACGAGAAUCUGGCUGGAGAGAAGGUGGUCGACACGAGUGUCCACGUCGAGGAGAUCAGUGCCGCCAGCAAGGCAUAG